UCCCUUUUCCAGGUGGACCUAAACGAAAUCAGUGAGGAUUUUAUAGACCCUGGACUGGAUUUAGAAGCUGCACUGAAGGAAUCCUCCGCUGCACUGGACCUUUUUCUAAACAACAGGUUUUCUGAUGCUUUGGCUCUGUUAAAACCCAGGAAGAAUCAGAGCAUGUACCACGCCAUGGGCUACACCAGCAUCUUGGUGAUGCAGGCAGGCAUGACCUUCGACCCAAAGGACAUGGAUAAUGCCAUGGCAUCUCUGAGGGAAUCCCUGGAGACAUGCCAAAAGUUUCGGAAGAAGACUGGAAUAGUGGAAGCUUUAACCAGCCUCUUGUACAGACAACCAGCUGACAACCUGACAGAAGAGGAGAUGCAUGCAGAGCUGUGCUAUGCCGAAGUUCUGCUGCAGAAAGCUGCCCUCACAUUCCUGGAUGAGAGUAUAAUCGGAUUCAUCAAAGGAGGGAUGAGAAUCCGAAACAGUUAUCAGAUAUACAAGGAUUGCCAAGCCAUGGCCAGUACCACAAAAGGCAUGGAAAAUCCAAGUAGCACCCACAUUCAUUUCAGAGGCGGUGUGAACAUGGGCAUAGGGUCCUUUAAUCUGAUGCUGUCUCUGCUCCCAUCCAAAGUCCUCAGACUGAUGGAGUUUUUGGGUUUCUCUGGGGACAGGGAAUUGGGUUUGUCAGAGUUGAGAGAGGGAGCGGCCGGCGACAGUCUGCGCUCCAUCCUCAGCACCCUGACUCUGCUGAUGUUUCAUCUCUACAUCACAGUGAUUCUGGGCACUGGUGAAGGAAACCUUACUGAGGCUGAAUCUCUUCUGGAGCCCUACAUUGACAGGUUUCCAAAUGGAGCCCUCAUUCUCUUCUACACUGGGAGAAUUGCUUUGCUGAAAGGAAACUUCACAUUUGCCCAGGAGAAGUACCUGGCGUGUAUCGGAGCACAGCAGGAGUGGCGUCAGAUUCACCACCUUUGCUACUGGGAGCUGAUGUGGGCCUACACCUUUGAACUAAAAUGGAGGGAGGCGUAUCAAUACGCUGACCUGCUCUGCAAAGAGAGCAAGUGGUCCCAGGCCGUCUAUACCUUCCAGAAAGCGGCCAUCUUGAGCAUGAUGCCAGAGGAGGAAGUGACAGGACUGGGAGAAAAUGUGGAGGACUUAUUCAGGCAGGUGGAUGGUCUCAGACUGAGGAUUGCUGGGAAGUCGAUUCCAACAGAGAAGUUUGCGGCAAACAAGGCGCAGCGGUACUUUUCUUCUGACCCACAGAAACUAGUUGUGCCUGCUUUGGAAAUGAUGUACGUAUGGAAUGGAUUCACAGUAGUUGGCAAAAGACCUGAGUUGACUAAAAGCAUCUUGACCGUCUUGGAGAAAGCAGAGGAGCAGCUCAGAGAUGAUCCUAACCCAUCAGUGUAUCACCUGGAUAACCAGUGUGUUGUGCAGCUGCUGAAGGGUCUCUGUCUCAGAGAGCUCGAGCAUCUGGUCCAGGCCGAGCUCUGCUUCAAUCAUGUCAUUUCAAGACNGCUGGGCCUGUUGCACAAGCAAAAAGGUGACACCAACACAGCCAUCAAUUUGAUGGAAGACAUCAAAAUGAACUACAAAGACUACCACAUGGAGUCCAGGCUACACUUCCGCAUCCAUGCAGCGCUCAACACCAUGGGAUCUUUUGCAGCCAAACUUCCCCCUUCACGUACUCCGGCUUAAGAGACCACAUGACGGGAAGCUUGACAAUGGCGAAAGAAAAAGCAUAAAUAAAACAAAGUCUCUGUUUGAACUCUGUGACUGUACUGGAAAAAGUAUCCAGGUGGGCUUCUUGCUGUUGCCCCCAUGAUGAGGGCAUGCAUCCAAACUCGCAGUUGCAACCCUGGGUAGUAUGGUAAUAUUUUUGUAAUUAUUUGUAGUGCUUCUAGAGCAGGAACAGUUAAGCGGACUCAGUAAUCGACUUGUAUAAAUGACUUGAAGAUGACUAUUAUUCCUGUUGAAUGACGCUAUACCAUGUCAGAAUGAAGGGUGAAGAAUGCUAUAGAACAGGAGUGUCAAACUCAAGGCCCGGGGGCCAAAUCUGGCCCGUGACUUCAUUUUCUGUGGCCCCACAAGAGC
This is a messenger RNA of Notothenia coriiceps (black rockcod), 2082 nucleotides long. RefSeq names its product tetratricopeptide repeat protein 39B. The record is from RefSeq and is a predicted model, not a curated record. Gene Ontology annotation, molecular function: protein binding. Bases 163 to 1686 code for a protein of 507 amino acids. Lineage: Eukaryota; Metazoa; Chordata; Actinopteri; Perciformes; Nototheniidae. The transcript has 17 exons.